ACUAAUUAUUUAUAAAUGUGUUGCAGGUGUUGUCAUCUAUACAGGUGCAGAAACAAAGUUGAUGAUGAAUUCUACCUCUGCCCCUUUGAAAAGGUCAUCUGUAGACAAAAUCACUAAUACUCAGAUCCUGUCAAUGUUCUUGUUGCUUGUGAUUUUGUGCCUAAUCAGUUCAAUAGCUAGUGAGAUCUGGACAAGAGCUCAUGUACAGUCAGAUUGGUAUUUAGGUUUAGAUGAUUUAAGCAGCAUAAAUUUUGGAUAUACAUUCUUAACUUUCAUUGUUCUGUACAACAACUUGAUACCCAUCAGUCUUCAGGUAACUCUAGAGGUUGUUCGUUUCAUUCAAGCUAUCUUUAUAAACAUGGACACUGAGAUGUAUUAUGAAGAAACGGACACUCCAGCAAUGGCUAGGACAUCAAAUCUUAAUGAAGAACUGGGCCAGGUGAAAUUUAUUUUUUCUGACAAGACUGGUACUCUUACUAGAAAUAUCAUGGAAUUUAAACGUUGUUCAAUUGCUGGAACUAUAUAUGGGGGGUCAGGAAAACAAUUUGAUGGGUCUCAGCUGUUACAUUAUCUCAAGCAAGAAGAGAUAUUAUCAUCAAUGUUGAUGGAGUUCGUAAGAUUGUUGGCAGUAUGUCAUACAGCAGUACCUGAAUAUGAUCCAGAUAUGGAAACUAUACACUACCAAGCAGCAUCUCCUGAUGAAAGUGCACUAGUUAGAGCAGCCAGUGACUUGGGUUUUGUCUUUACCACAAGGACACCUGAAUAUAUAAUUGUUAAUACAUUGGGAAAGGAGGAGAAAUAUGAAAUUCUGAAUGUGCUAGAAUUUACGAGCUCUCGUAAAAGAAUGUCUGUGAUAGUAAGAACUCCUAGUGGAAAAAUCCGUCUCUACUGUAAAGGAGCUGAUACAGUCAUAUAUGAAAGGCUUGGUGAACAGCAUCAGCAGUAUAAGGACAUUACUCUUCGUCAUCUUGAGGAGUUUGCUACAGAAGGACUAAGAACAUUGUGUUGUGCUGUAGCUGAGAUAUCCGAAGAUUUCUAUGAGGAAUGGAAGAAUACAUAUUACAGAGCCACCACUGCCUUACAGUAUAGGGAAAGAAAAGUGGAAGAUGCUGCCCAGCUGAUUGAGACAAACUUGCAACUCUUAGGAGCAACAGCUAUAGAAGAUAAAUUGCAGGAGGGAGUUCCUAAAACUAUAACUGACCUUCUUAAAGCUGACAUAAAAGUGUGGGUCCUAACUGGCGAUAAGCAAGAAACGGCAAUUAACAUAGGUUACUCAACCAAGCUUCUUACUCAGAGCAUGCCCUUACUUAUUAUAAAUGAAGACAGUUUGGAUCAAACUAGGGAAUCAGUGAGACGCCAUGUGUUAGAUUUUGGAGAUCAACUUAGGAAAGAAAAUGAUGUUGGUCUUAUUAUUGAUGGAAAGACCUUGAAAUAUGCCCUUUCAUCUGAUGUCAGGAAUGAUUUUGUUGACAUAGCUUUGUCAUGCAAGUCUGUAAUUUGCUGCAGGGUGUCCCCAAUACAGAAAGCAGAAGUUGUCAAUGUUGUGAAGGUGGCUACUCAUUCUGUGACACUUGCUAUUGGAGAUGGGGCAAAUGAUGUAGCAAUGAUUCAGGCUGCAAACAUUGGUGUGGGUAUAAGUGGUGUUGAAGGACUUCAAGCAGCAUGCUCCUCAGACUUUGCCUUAGCACAGUUCAGUUUUCUUGGUCGUCUUUUGUUUGUCCAUGGAGCCUGGAGCUAUGCCAGAAUGUGCAAGCUGAUUCUGUACUCAUUUCACAAGAACAUCUGCCUAUAUGUUAUUGAGCUAUGGUUUGCUAUCUACUGUGGCUGGUCUGGUCAAACAUUGUUUGAGCGAUGGACCAUCGGUCUAUACAAUGUGAUAUUUACAGCAGCUCCUCCUCUAGCAAUGGGAUUGUUUGACAGAACAUGUAGUGCUGAAACUAUGAUGACUUUUCCAUCUUUGUAUAAACCAUCACAAAGUGCGAAGCUCUUUAAUGUAAAGGUAUUUUGGGUGUGGAUUUUUGAUGCAGUGCUACACUCAGUUCUGUUGUUUUUCUUAACAUUGCUGUGUAUACAUCAAGAUAUUGAAUGGGGAAGUGGAUUGAGUGGAGACUAUUUAGUUUUUGGGAACAUGGUGUAUACUUAUGUUGUUGUCACAGUAUGUCUUAAAGCAGGACUUGAAAUGAAUGCUUGGACAUGGCUCACACACUUGGCUAUUUGGGGCAGUAUUGGAAGCUGGUUUAUCUUUCUUCUCUUCUACUGUAAUAUCUGGCCAACUUUUCCCAUUGCACCAGACAUGAGAGGAAUAGAUCGUAUGGUGUUUAGUUCAAGUGUAUUUUGGUUUGGACUUCUCAUAAUUCCCUUCAUUUCUUUGUUGGGAGAUUUCACUUAUAAAGUCAUUAAGAGAACUUUGUUUAAGACCCUGGCAGAAGCAGUACGUGAGAGUGAAAUAGCCAACACUGAUCCAGCUACGGUCAUUGUUCGAGCUACAAAGCACAGGCUGACAGAAACAGCUCGCUUAUUAAAAAAUGUGUUCAAACGAACUACUACACAUGUUCCACUGGAAGUUGAACUUCAACAUGGAUUUGCCUUCUCCCAAGAAGAACAUGGUGUUGUACCUCAGUCUGAAGUGAUCCGUGCAUAUGAUACCACCAAAAGCAAGCCCCAAGGAGUGUGAAGUGUUCAUUCUUCUAAAUAUUAUAGCUUUGUCCUUUUCAUGUAUGUCUCCAGUAAAAUGGACAGGCAGGAAGGUUGCUAUGGACAAGAUUGUGUGAAGGACCUUAAUUUAGCUAUAUUCUAGUCAGUUCUUAAUGUUUCAGAAGUAUUUUGAAAGCUUUAUUCAUAUUCAUUCUUUUACUACUAAUGUUAUUUGGUUGACAGCCUAAAAAACCGUGUAUACCCUCAAGUUUUGAUUAACACUCUCUAUUGAAAAAAUAACAAAACUAUGUCCUUUUUGAUACAUUCACUUCCUGUCAUAGCUGUCAGUGUUCUUCUGUUUCUUCUAUAGAAAAAUUAAUAACAGUUGGAAUCAGUGUUGUUGAUUUUGAGUGUUACAAAAUUGUAAGUGUUUAAAGUAUUCUUCUGAACCAAUAUGCAGGAAAUUUGUUUACAUAUCUUUUAUAAACCAGGUGAAAAAUAUAAGUGUACCAGCUAUUUUGUCUGAAAUGUUGAACACAGAAAUAAGAAGUUUCAUCUAUAAUAACAUAGGAAUUACUGAAAGUAUUAUAGUAUUGAAUGUAGGGUUGGAUAUCAAAUUCCAUAAGAACAUCUUACUCAAAUUUAUACAAAGUAGGUACACAAAAUGUAACUUGUAGUGUAGUUACUAAAUGGUACUCAAAACUAAAAUUGCUGUUGAAUUAUGUUUCAUAUAUAUUCAAACUGUGCUAUUUUUACAGUAAAAAAAAGAUUAACACAACAUAUUGGUGUAAUUCACGCAAGUAAAAACAGCACUCAGAUCUUGACAUUUCUCCAUUUAAUAAAUCAGUUUAACAAAAAUGUAUUUUAAUAAUAAUCUUAAUUCGAUGAAAUAUUUAGCUAAUAAAAAUUAGAAAAAGAGAGGUAAAAACAGAAUCAUUUUAUGUGAUAUAAUUUUCCUGUCUAUUUAUUUUAGUAGCUCCAUAUUUAAAAUUUCUAUUGUUUUUGUUUGAAUAAUUGUGUAUUUAAAAGUUCUUCUCAUAUUGGAUUUUGUAAUCACAAAUAAUUUAUCCUUAGAGGUAUAGAUGCAAGGUUGGAAAGGAUAUCAUUCAGUCUGAGAAUUGUUUUCUGGUUACUUCAUUCAUUCUCCUGAAGUAUUUAGGUUUUACUGAUAUUUACUUUAGGUAGAAGAACACUGUUAUUCUGAAUUUUGUGUCUUGUGAAGUUGCUGUAAACAUAUUUUGAUAACCAUUGUUUUCUAGUUUAUAAAGUUCAGUAGAACUGUGAUAUAAACUAUGUUUAUUGUGGUAUUUCAUUUUUGUUAUUUAAAGCAACAAAAAACUAUCGUGUUAGCGUUAAUUAUUUGACUUUUUUUUCUUAAGAACUAAGCUAACCAGAAAAUAUGAAAAAUGUGUCAGUUUGGCAGAGUUACCUAAAAUGAUAGUUAUACCUAAGAAUUACUUACAGUAUUUUUUCCCAAAAGGCUUAAAAAUGCAAGCCCAACAAUUGAUCCAGUUAUUUCAGAAUUUUAUUAGUGCUUUUCAGUCUUGCAUAUUAAUUGCUAACCUGCAUUAUUAUCAGAAACUUGUGGCAUGAAACAAUAUACACAUUUUUUUUUCAUCCAUGCUCUCAUACCUUUAAAUCUCUUUCCAUUCAAACAUUAUGUAGUUUUUCACUGCUCUAUUAAUUUAUAUAAAACUGUUUUAAAAUGGAAUUUAGCUUUGAAAUGACUAGUGAUUUACAUAUUUGUUAUAUAUAGUAACCUCAAUAUGCAGCAGUGGCUUUCAUGUCUUGUUUGAAAUUAUAGAACUCGGCAGUUCAGUUUUUAUAUAUCAAUAUACAUGUACAUUAAUUUGUAAAUAUUAAUCCAGCUUGUACAGUGAGAAAUGGAGUUGAGUCUUUUUUUUUGGUUCCCUAGAUGAUAUAAGAUCUGUAGAAAUGAUGAUAAUUAUCAUAUUCUCCUUUAGGUUCAGUGAGAUUUUAUUUGAGAUUACAUCUUUAUUUGCAGCAGUUGAGUAGUUCUUACUGAAUUGAAAGCAUCUUAUAAUUAGGGCUCCAGUUAAUAAAGGUAUAUCUACCCAAUGGAUUUUGUACUUUGUAUUUCAUUGCACAAGAAAACUUAGUAUUAUAAUUUAUGACUUGGAAAUUACACUAUACAAUUUGAUUUAUUGUGCAUGAUCCUGUAUGUAACAUUAGUAGUUAAUGAAUGAAUUGAUAACUCUUAGCUAUUUUUGUUUAUUGAAAAAAAUAAUAAUUGCUUCAAUAUACAAAUCAGUUGAGACUUCAUAUUAAUACCUUAAAUGUUGGAAUUUUGUGUUUAGAUUUUUGUAUAUUUGUUCUUAGUUUAGUGAAUCAUAAUUGUGAACCAUUUUAUUUCAUUCACUUGUUUAGUGAUGUUUUAAUGGCAUAUCACAUUUUUUUAUCAUUUGUCAGUAGUUUUUUCAACUUUGCUGUUCACUCCAUAAGUGAGUUACAAGUUCACUGUCUUCAGACAUAACUUUGCAUGAAUUGGUUUUGACCUUAAGAAUAUAAAUCAUUAUGUAUAUGACCAUAUUUUACAACAGAACUAAAAAGGGAAAGACACUGUACUAGCAAAAUUAAUGAAUAUGCUUAAGGUAUAUUACAAGAGUAGUUUGAAAUCAUCUUUCAAUAAAUACUUUAUUUAUUGCUCUGGCUGUUCUUGCUGGCGAGUCAUGCUUUAAUUGUACAGAUAUCUGGUUUACAAAUUAAUCUAUAAUUGCACAAAUUUAAGUACAAAAAAGAAAUUAUUCCAAGUUCACACAGAAUUAAACUUCCAGAAAUUGAGGUUUAAAAAAUCUUUAUGAAACAUUAGCUUCGUCAGUAUGUGGAUAUUUGAUCAUACAUACAAAUUUCUGUCAGUAUGUUCACUUCCAAUACUUUUUUAUUUUGCAGAGCAUUCAAUAUAUUGGUAUUUUUUAAUCCUGGUUGUACAUUUCCCUUUAAAAAAAGUCUCUCUUAGACUGUUUGACAUUUGGCUCUUAUCAAAGUAUUAUAAGAAUUUUUGCAAAAGCAUUUUGAAUAUUAUACUUUGUACUGAAAAGGCAUAUGCUAAAGUAAAAAAUGUAUUUCAUUUUUAAGCAGGUGAUUCACAUGGUUUGGUAGAAAUUACUCUUUACUAUUUUUCUCAUUCAUAGUAAGGAGAUUUUGAAUUGAAAUUUAUUCUGAUACUAUUCAAGUUUAUGUCUCCAUUAGUCUUAUAAGUGUUUGCAUUACACAACAGCAAAAUAUGACUUUCUAGAAUGUUAAAUGUAUCUUUUGUUACUGGCAUAGAACUCUUUAUCAGUAUGAAUUUAGUACUUUUAAGUGAGUAGUUAUGCUUGUUUGUGAGUUUUUUAUGCUAAAUAACUUUUACAAAAAAGUUAUUUUACAAAUAACUUAUAUGGUUACUGCAUAUGUUUGGCACAUAAUAUAAAAAAAUAAUACAGCAACAUUCAAAUUGCAUCUUUUUUAAAUUGAACAAUGAAAAAACUGUCUUGAUUCACAAACCAAAAUGUAUUUUAAUGACAAUAAUUAAAAAAUACUUUGUUUUCCCAGGAUCUCCAAUUUAUAGUUUAAGUUAUUUAGAAUGCUAGAUCAUGUAGUUUAUUACUCAUUCAGUGAUAUUUUAUGACACAGAAAUAUCGUAGUAACACCAUAUCACUUUGAAGAAUUGUACUAAAAUUUACAAAAAGACAGUAAACUGUAAAGUAUGCAGCACGUCGUAAUUUGAACAAUAAUAUUAGUUAAUUAGGUGCUACAAAAAGGAACCUUUUUUAAAGCAAAUUUCAUGUUAAAUCAGGUUCACACAUUAUUUUCUCCCAAAAUAUUUCUACGCUACUUUGGAUUUUCCAUGAAUCAUUAUAAACUUCUUGUUUCUCUAUUUUGUUUUAGGUAACUUAUGUGUGCCACAGUAGUCUUAUCUUCUGCUAUGUUUUUUUGUUGUUGUUUUCAGGUGUUUAUUACAUCUUAUUCUUUGCUGAUCUUUCUAUUUCUUUGUCAUAUUCAAUAAUAAAAAAAUGCUAUGUAUAUAAAUAUACAAUUUUUUUUGCUUUGUAAAAAUAUUCUAACUCUUGUGUUUUAUGUAUGAUAACAAUAUAGUAUUAUAACUAAGAUUAACCUGCCUAAGUUCUGAAUAUUAGUAAAUUUGUCUGUUUUUUUCAUCAGUAGUGAUUAUCAUAACACCUAUGUAUUAUAAAAGGCCCGUUUUGGACUGUCAGUAUGCAUAAAAUAUAGUUUACCAAAUUACUUAGUAACAUAUCAAUUACACUCAAACAGCACAUACUAAUGAAAAUUUGUAGGAUUAAAAGUUGAAUAAGAAAAUCAAUGAAGGAUAUGUUUAGUGCUUGUGAAAUACUUUUAUUGAGAAAUCAAAAGAUCUGUAAAAUUUACAAAAAUGAUAGAGCAGCUUAUACAUGGAAUAAGAGACAACUGAUGCAAAAAAAUUAUAAAUAAACCUGGGUAAUCUUGAGACAGAAUUUCAAGUUAGGAUAAUGAUGUAAUGAUUUUGAUAACAAAUUUGAAAAAAUCAUUUUGUAAUAGCCAAAAGAAGACAGAAAAGAAAUAACAUAAAAUGGUGGAAUAUGGUAAGAAAUUGAGUUUUGUAAGUGUACUUUGUUGAAAAGUAGCUUGUAGAUCUAGAAUGCCUUUUAAUUGCAAUGUAACACAUGCUGUUGUGUAUUCCUCUUAGUACUCUGUUGAGGUGGGGCCUGUAGCUUGCUGCUUAAGGCCUCACCUUAUUACUGCCUUUAACCCUACUGUGUUAUAAUACCUUGUUCAUUGUGGGAACAAUAUAUGCGACAUGAUAAUUUUCCCAAACAUAUAUCUGGUAUUCAAUUGUAUAUCCAGAUGAGGCUGAAAUUUUAACAUCCUCAGUAAGGCAAAAUUUCUCAAGUAGAACAAGUUUGUUCUUAAACAGGAAUUAUAUUAUUGAAUUCUAAAUUACAACUAUAACAUAACUUAUCAGUAAUUUUUUAAACUUCCUUGGAAUUUGAAAAAUCGAAACACUUAAGAAAAUAAUAAAUAAUCUGUUAUUUUUACAUUACAAAUGUUUCUAAAUUGUUUAUGUAAUAAACUGUAAGAUAAUGAACUUGAAUCUAGCUUCUUUGUUUGUGUUUCUCAUAUGUACAGAGUUAUUGUAUGUAACAGCAUAAGUUUUGUGUUUGUAAGUACUUAAAAACACUUAAUUAAAUGAGACAGUUUUGGUGAAAUCUAAGUGUUGAGUAAAUUAAAAUAAAGUUUAAAGUCGUGUUUUUAUUGAAUGUUUUGAAAGUCUAACUGAACUUAACAGAGCUGUAUAACCAGAAUGUAAUAUCCACAUUUUAUGCUUGAAUAUAAUUACUUAGUGUAGGUAUCCAGUAAUAUUUGUGUUUGUGAUGUACUUUGUUAUAAUCUAUCCAUUGCUGUUGACAUUCUAAAUAAUAGUUAAUAUUCUUAUUAAAAUUUGAGCAUCUCAGGUCAUUCAUAACCUUGUAUUAAAAUAUCAAAGAAUGUUAUUGGAUGUGGAGAUCCACCACCAGGACCUGAAUGGUUGGUUAUCUUAAUUGUCUAUACAGUAAUGAUUGUUAGAUAACAAUAAAAUAUAUUAUAUUCACAUGUGAUUAUUACUUUGAUGGCAUUUAAAUCUGUUGUAAUACAUUACUAUACUUCUGUACAAUUACAUAUUCAAUUAUUACUGUAAUUCAAUGGAGAGAAUAAGGAACUUAUUCUUGUUUUACAAUGUACGCAACUGUGUUUGUACCUAUUGAGUCAUUCGGUACUGUGUAUAUUCUGUUGUACAGAGUAAUGCUGGUGGUAUACAUGCGUGUGUAAAGUACCUACAGUACUGAUUUUCUACAAAACAGUGCUUGCUACUGUUGAUGUACAUGUUAUUUUAGAUGCAAAUUUCAUAUUUAUUGUAAGUGUAAUAAAAUGUGUACUUUAAUUCUUACUGAUCAUAUCCCUAGUUGUAGAUGAUUGUGGUUGUAGUCAAUUUUGUUGGUUAGAAAAGCUACUGAUAUAAAGAUCUGACUUGGCAAAGUGAUGAGUAUUGUGGUACAGUCUACACACUAGCCAAAAAAUAAUUGUUUUCUGUUACUUAAAUUAUAUUUUGUUUAACAUAUUUUUACAGAUCCUCUUGCCCUGAGAAAGUUGCAUGCCUUACAUUUAAAUGUAUUUCUGUAAAAGAAAAAAGGAGGUUUUGACCAGUGUUAGUUCACUUUAUUACUUACCAACUACAUAAAAGGUAAAACAGAUUUGUGUAUUUAUAUUCACAACAGUAUUUCUGCUACUCCAAAUGUUCUAGCAUUAAAUUCAUUUCUCAGUUUGCUUUAAAGUAUUUAAAUUCCCAUAUAAGUUUAUACUGGCUAAAUUGAACACUUUUUUUUAUCAUUUUAUUCCUCGGUAAUACUUGAUAAUUUAACAAAUGAAACAGUAAGAGGUUUUAUUUUUAUUGUAUUUUUGAGUAAGUAACAAUGUGGUAUACUUUUGUUUUUCUGUUUUAAUGAAUGGCUUAUAUGUUAAAAUAAAUAAUAUUGCAUUUUCAUGUCUCUUGUUUAUGUUAUCUCAACUACUGUGGUUGCAAAUUAUUACGUUUAUCAUAUUAAUUUAUUGCCAAACAUGUGUCAUCAAUUUAAAAACAAACUACAAGUUUCUGAAGAAUGUUUUUAGGUGUGAACUUGCUACAUGGAAGUAUCUCUCAUAUUAUUAAGAGUUGCUCUCAAAUAAGAUGAAGUUCUAAGUCAUACUAUUAUUAAUAGUUUUGUGGCUGAACUUAUCUUACUUAGCUCUUGUUUUCAAUCAGCUUAAACCAGUUUAGUUCACUCACAAGACUGUUGACAGUAGUAUGACUUAGUACUUUAAUUAUAUCAGAUGUUGGUGUUCCAUUUAAAAUAAGUAUACAUUAACAUGAAAUUCAACAUUUUGUGUAAUAAACUUCUAUCAUAACAAUAUGCAUGAUUUGUUGCAUAAUACUCUAACUCAAUUUAUUUUUUGCCUUUUUGUACUUUUUUUAAGAACAGUUAGGCUUAACUUCUGAAUAUUUUUUUUUUUACACCUACAUAAAUUCCUACAUUUGUUCAACCAUUUGCGGAGACUUUCAUGUAUAAAUCACCAAAAUGGCUGUAACUAGUCACAGGAAGGCCUCACUAAUUAUUGAUCAUUAUAGUAUGCUCUAUCUAAUUGUUUUGUAAUAAUACAAAAGGUUUCAACAUUAAGAAUUUUAUGAGAAAAAAAUACCCUAGAAAGUUGUCUGAGAAAGUAAAGCACUAUACAAUUAGUUAUCUUAUCUCAACGUACUCUGAGAAGCAAUUGAUUUUCUUCAAAGUGACAUAGUAUUUAUUUGUAAAAGAAUUCUUCUCUAGUGACUUAGGAUGAACUAAAAGAGUAUGCCAUAAAAUUUACACCAGAAAUUCAGUACCUAUCUGUUAAUUGUGAAGACAAGCAUUUCUCAAGCUAUGGGCUGCAACGAAAAUUGAGUUAUUAGAAUGUGUGACAGGGUUACAAACAAAUUUUGAAAAGAGAUAAUAGUUUAUUUUGUAAGCCAAGCAUUUUUUGCAUUUAAGCUGUUUAUCGGUUUGCAACUGGCCAUUGAUGUUUACAAAUAGUUCUUCAGGCAAAAAAAAAAAAAGGUCGAGAACCACUGGACCAUACAUCUUCCUUUGACAAAUAGUACGAAAUCUUAAUGGAAAUAUAAGAUUUGAGGCAAAAGAUUGUAAUUGUUACAGGUUUAUUAUGAAAUCAGUCAUUUGACAAAAUAUUUAGAAAGUUCAGCUAUUUCAUGAUACAUGUAUAUAAAUACCAUUCUCUGCCAAAUUUUUACUGUAUUUUUGUCUACAUUCAUAUUGUUGUCAGUCUGGUAUCAUGUUCUACCACUUGAAACAUUAAUAGAAUGUUUUCUUGUGGGAUUACCUUGCCACAUUCAUAACACACAGACUUUCAGUGCUAGGACAAAAACAUUGAAAACUGUGUACUUCAUAGUCAUAUAUUACUUUUUGUGGGACAUAUAAUAAGCGUAGAGUGGUGUCACAGAUCCAAAAGAAGUUGGUUGAAAUUGCAGAAGAUUUUGGGUGAUUAUCCAUGAUAAGUUUCGUUCUGUGAAGUCAUUCUCUGACAUAGUAAGAUUGCAGUAAAAGCUGUUUUGUCUAUAUUAAAUUUUACAUCUUGGAAAAUGUAGAUGUUUAGAAAGGAAAUUCUUUGUGAUUUACAACAAACUUUUGGCAUUGUCUGAGCUGUGAGUUGUUUUCAGUACACAUUAUCCCUACUUGCAUGGGUGGGGCCAAAGUGUCUAUACAAGGUAUUACGUAUUUGAUGUCAGAGCUAUUAACUAUUAAUUUUAUCCAACAUUGCUGACAAAGAAAAUUGACAAAGAUUUUAUAUCAGUAUGGAUUACUUUGUGCUGUUCUGUAUCUUGUGUAAAAUCUUGGUAAUAAAAGAAACUUAGAUAAGAGCUCUCUUCCAGUCUUCACAUAGAAUAGUUUUUAGUAUAGCCACAAUUUUGUUUAAUUAGCUACAUUCAGAAAAACAUGAAACAAAAUCUAAAAUUCAUCUUCAUAAUCUACCGUACCAUAGAAUGUAAAGCUAUCAUAUACACUCUGGUAUAAAUACAUGAAAGCUAUAGAUUAUGCUAAAGUAUCUCCUGUUUGAUCAAAAGCUAAUUGGAUUUUUUUAAGAUGCCCAUGAGCCUGAGCAAACCUACACAGAAUGCAUCAUUAAUUUUGUAAAUAUGAUAUUAUCGAUUAGUUUUCCUACAAGAUGAUGUAAUCUUAUAAUUUAAGUUCUGAUAAGUCUAGAUCCCAAUGUAGUGAUCAGAUUUGGCUAUACAAACUAGAGAGAGAACAGGUAGGCUCAAGUAAAGUUAAAUUGAUACUGACUAGGCCCAUUAUGUACUAAUAGAGAAAAUCAAUGAAAUACAAAGCUGAAUGUUGUUCACUGUGACCAGCAUAAAGAUAUGAAUAAAUAAAUAAGGCUAUAGAAUAGUUCUUAGCCAUUACUGUGAAAUACUGUAGUGAUUUUCUUAUAAAGAAUGACUGUUCUAACUUGGGUCGAACUGACCUUAAAACAAUUUAGUGCUGUCUUUAUCUGCCUUGCCAAUUUUUUUUAUGUCUGAUUCCAGCACUGGCAUUUAACAAAAAUAUUCUCAACUAACAGAUUAUUCCAUGUUUUUCUCUCACUGUGGGCUAAACUAAUCACUGUAGCCUUUACUAAAUGUACACAUGGCUCAGUAUACAAGAAAUAUUGUUUCUUGCCUGAUUGUGCUCUUUUAUAAAAGGAAAAGAGAACCAAUUACCUGAUGCCCUAUCUAGACAUCCUGCUGAUCUCCCAGAAGAAACUACAGAUUGGACUAAAUCAGUUAUCUAUCACCUAAACUUUGCCAUUGUCAGCAUUAACACUUAGCUGUUAGAAAAGCUAAAGAUGAUGAGUACAAGUGUUUAUUUUAACUAGAAACCUGGACAGUUGUCAGAUGAUUCUAAUAUAGUUACCGAGACUAAAUAAAUCCAAACACUAAGGUUUGAAUGGAAAUGUUCUUUAUUAAACAAAAAAGGGUUGCUAGCAAUGGUGAAUAUAAAGCAAUUAUUCCGAAAUCAUUGAGACUGGUAUUAAUAGAAUUGCAUGAUCAUCCUACAGCUGGUCAUCUACUGUUAAAAAACAAGAAACUUCCAUCUGGGAAAAGAAAUCUUCAGUGGGAGUGACUGAUUAAAUAUCCAGUAACACCUCAAAGUGUGGAUGAGUAGAUAAUGGAAUUGCAACAUGAUAAACAGAAAUUAAGAUCCACUGUUAAAAAGGCUUAAAAGCGACAGUGGUAAGCAUACAACCAUAAGAGAUACUCAGAUACUUUUAAGGUAGGUGACUUAGUAUUAUUAAAGAUACAUCCAUUAUCUUCUACAGUAAAUAAUUUUACUGUAAAAUUUGCCCCUAGACAGAAUGGACCUUUUGAAGUUACUAAGUGUGUUACUUCAUUAGUGUAUCAAUUAAAAGGUCCUGUUCAACCUACUCAAAGGACAUUAUGGCCACAUUGCAGAGUUGAUUAUUGCAGUUUAAUUGGUCUUCAAACUGUUAAUAAAAUUCUGGUAAGGCAAACCAGAGCUGGAAGCUAGUGAAGAUCAAGCUGCAGAUUCCAGAACAUGAUUUGUAGUUUUUCCUUGUAAAUUAUCUGUAUUUAAACUACAAGGAAUUCCUGGUGUCAUCAUAAAAUAGAGCUAAAAGUAAUAAUAGCACUUGUACAAAGUAAUUAAUGUCAUCACUUUAUUUUUCUAAGGGGGGGGGAGGGAUUAGAAGAUAGCGAAUUAUACUUUUAUUUUGUUACGGUUUUAUUUACUGUUCCUUUAUUAUUCAUUCUGUUGUUUAGUUCAACUGUGAAUUUUUAGUUAUAUUAAAGCACUAACUCACUUUCUAUCUAGCACCUUGAUUUUGAGUAUAUAUAUGUAUGCAUCUAUUAUUAAAAUGACAUGAGCUUCUUUUCUGGUGAAGUAUAGAUAUUAAUGUUGUGAAAGCUUGUGGAUUUAUGGUAAUGGCUAGUCAUAUGAGAGGUAACCCUGUGGUGUAACCACUGAAAAUGCCUUUCUUAAUCCUAAAAAUGAGUCAGUUCACAAGAUAGUUAUUGUUAAUCAUUGCUCAAUAUUGAAAAUUGGUUUAAUUUUGAAACAUCAUAUUAUACUCCAGUGAAUUGCUUUUUUUUCUCCUUCUGGUUCUUUUUCCUGAUAUUUAUUGAAAUUAAAAACAUUGGGACUUAUGUUGUAUUAUUUAUUAACAUUUCUACCAAGUCCUGGUGUAUAAGUUCAAUAAGAGAAUUCUUGGAGAAACGAUGAAACACCACCUACGCAUAAGAUGUAUUCUCAUCUUAUGAGAAGCAGUUUCUUUCAGGACAAGGUAUGAAGUGGUAAGUUUGUAGCAGCUGCAGUAGGUGUACCUCAGCCAGUUCAUCCUACCAACAUUUAACCAACCAUUAACACAUCCUCAUAAUGCAGUACAAAACCACUGGUAUCCAGUAAAUGGGCAGGGCUAUACUAGCUCUCCCCCUAGUUUACAUACCUGUGUUAAUGAUGCCUCUACUCAAAUGUAGUUCUAGAUGAAAAGAGAAAAGCAUCUGCUUUAGCUGUGGAAUACUGGAUUACUAAUAAGAACUACCAAUGUCUUGCCAUGGAUCAAUGUUAUCGGUUUCAACUGAUGGCUCAAAAAUUCCUGGAGAGUCGAUAACAAGCAGUAAAUGUUGCUGUUUCAGUUCCAGAAAAUUAACAUAGCACAAGUGGAGUCUAGCUAUUGGCUUGGAAGAGCAUAGCAAUGAGAUUGUGUGGUCAGAUCAUCUCUAAGAGAGCUGCUUAGAGCUUGGUACAUACCUAUAAAACUACAAGGAUGGGAGAUUGUGUUUCUGGUUGAUUAAAGGGCUAUUAGUAUCUUCUGACAACAUUUUUUUUUUGCUUGCUUGUAAUUAUUAUAGUUUGAGAAACACUGUACUAAUGAAUGUAAUUGAGUAAUGGGGCUCUCAAUUAAGUGAUUAGCAAAUGCCAUUAAUUGCCCAGCUCAAAUAAUGAGAAGUAGAGCAUAACAUCCUAUCCUUCUGUGCAGUUGUGAAUGGUAUGUUUCACUUUCAAGCUAUGCAGAAGAAGUAGGUAAUAAAAAUGGAUAGAUGGUGUUCUAAUGCAUGUGAAAACAAAAAGAAAACAUUUUAAUAUUGAAUAAAAUAAAAAAAAAAGGAAAUGCACCUAAAGAAAGUGAAGGAAAGAUAAUAUGCUUCAUUAGAAUUGUUGUGGGCCUAUGUUAUUUUUUUCAAACUGAACAUUUAUACUGUCUUGUUAAUGUUACACGCAUGCAUUAUUAUCACAUGGAUGGGAUUUGACAGUACACCGGCAAGCUACACUAAAUUAUUAUUAUUUUAGUGUUUUUACGAUAUAAAUAAAAUAUUAUGUGAAAACAUACUACACUAAUACACUACAACAUGUGGCAUUACACCCUGAAAUUCAUGGUUUCAGACUUUUUUUUUACAAUGCAUUUUCCAAAACAGUAUUAGUGCAUUCAGAUAAUUGAAAAGUCUUGUUGUGACAGUACCAGUCU
This is a messenger RNA of Limulus polyphemus (Atlantic horseshoe crab), 14655 nucleotides long. It is a transcript of the gene ATP8A, whose product is annotated as phospholipid-transporting ATPase IA-like. The record is from RefSeq and is a predicted model, not a curated record. NCBI's taxonomy places the organism in Eukaryota, Metazoa, Arthropoda, Merostomata, Xiphosura, Limulidae. Gene Ontology annotation, cellular component: plasma membrane. Gene Ontology annotation, molecular function: magnesium ion binding; ATP hydrolysis activity; ATPase-coupled intramembrane lipid carrier activity. Gene Ontology annotation, biological process: phospholipid translocation. The annotation marks the transcript as partial. The transcript is spliced from 32 exons.